Molecule: messenger RNA, 966 nt
Organism: Chaetura pelagica (chimney swift)
Lineage: Eukaryota; Metazoa; Chordata; Aves; Apodiformes; Apodidae
Gene: ESAM
Product: endothelial cell adhesion molecule
Exons: 8
Coding region: 1-966 (321 amino acids)
Biological process (GO): homophilic cell-cell adhesion
Cellular component (GO): adherens junction; plasma membrane
Molecular function (GO): cell-cell adhesion mediator activity
Source: RefSeq, a predicted model, not a curated record
AUGGAAUCUUGCCACUCCCGGAGGAAGCCCUAUGUCACCUGGCUGCUGGACAAGGAGGAUGCUGACCCCUUCCAGGUGGGGACCUGGGUGAUAGAGGUGACAACACAGGAGGUGGCCCCGAUCCUGUCCUACCUGGAUGGAGUGGUGAAGGUGGAGGAGACAGAGCUGAAGCCCCGCCUGGGCUUCCUCUACCCUGUCCUCACUCACAACAUCUCACUCUUCAUCAACGCCACCCGGGAGCGUGACUCAGGCCAGUACAUGUGCACAGUCAAUGUGGUAGAUGAUGUCACCAGCACAGGCAAGAACGUCGGCAUCAUCAACCUAACUGUCCUAGUGCCACCGGCCCUCCCCACCUGCCGCCUGCAGGGCCACCCCGCUGUUGGCACCAACGUCACCUUGAGCUGUUCCUCAGAGAAGGGGAAGCCACAGCCCAACUACCAGUGGCACCGCACAGCCCCCACUAUGCAGGUCUUCUUCCCCCCCGCCCAAGAUUCGAACAAGGGCACCCUCAAGUUGACCAACCUCUCGCUGGACAUGGCAGGGCUCUAUGUCUGCAAGGCUGAAAACCCGGCAGGGUCGGCUGAGUGCAGCAUCCUCCUGGAAGUGCACUCAACAGGUAGUGCCAAUGCCAUCAUCGCUGGGGCCGUGCUGGGCUCCCUGGGCGCCCUGGCCACCGUCGUCUUCUUCACCCGGCAGAUGGUGGGCUACCGGCGCAAGAAACGGGACAGCCAGGAGGAGGUGGCCAAUGAGAUCAAGGAAGAUGCCACUGCUCCCAAGACCCCCACAUGGGCCCGCAGCCCCCCUGCUGACGCUGUCUCCAAGACCAGCACCUUGUCCUCCCUUGCCAGCGCCCCCUGUGCCCGGGCAUCUCAUUGCUAUGGGAGAAACCCCAACCCCAAGCCUUCACCUUCCAACCCCAACGACUCCAAAAUUGGGGAAAACCACCCAAAAAUGACCCAAUACUGA